CCUAACCCUAACCCUACAUGUAGGCUUUUAUACAUAUAUGCACCCCUAAAUAUUAUGCAUUUCUAAUUUGAAUUGGGAAAUCUCUCUCUCUCUCUCUCUCUCUCUCUCUCUCUCUCUCUCUCUCUCUCUCUCUCUUCAAAUACUUACUUGUUUUGAUAACAACACACAUAUUGUCUAUAAUGCACACAAGAAACCGGAAACAGAAGUUAGAUUGCAGAAGUGGCUCAUUAUUAGCUUCACUCGCUGUUUUAAUGUCACCGCCACGAGCGCUGAUUGGCUCACAGCUUCGCCGAUGCUGUGUCACGAUGAGGUGUCAGCGAUUUAACUAGUUUAUCCUGAAUGGACUGCAACGAAACGGACAGGUAGCAGUUUGCGAACCUGAGAAUAUCGUCUAGACAGCUCAGGGUGUGUUGUUUCUGAAUUCUGCGAAGCGACUGGCAGGUGGCAAUGCGCUUUCCUUAUAAAAGAUGAAUAGCUGCAUCCUGCUUCUCGUGUACAAUCUCUUUUGUAACCGCGCGCAGUUUUCCCUAGCGAUGCAUCUUGUUUUACAGACGAGCGGGGAAUACUGUGCACUUGAACUUCACUUCCAUUCUUGAAGGUAAACAACAGAAGCUCAUUGACCAGACGUGCUUUGCUUUAUAAAGAAAAACAACAACAACAACAAUGGCAACAAAGCAGUGUGAUGAGAUCACGGAGAUGGUGUGUUUAGAGUCGGAUUUGCAGGAUGGACAAAUGAAAGAAGUUGAGGUGGACCAGAAUAAAAUCCUGUUGGUGCGCAAUAAUGGAGAAUUUACUGCUGUGGGCGGUCUGUGCACUCAUUAUGGCGCCCCGCUUAUCAAAGGUGCAUUGGUUGGAGAUCGAGUUCGUUGCCCAUUUCAUGGAGCGUGUUUCAAUACUAAAACUGGAGAUAUUGAAGAAUUUCCAGGACUGGAUUGUCUGCCUAAAUACAAAGUCAAAGUUGAGGAUGGUAAAGUUUAUGUGACCACUGAUAAAAAGAAACUAAAAAAGCGUGUUAAGAAAAUGAGUGGUAGAGUGCCUGGAGUAAGUCACACGGUUGUUCUGAUUGGAGGAGGUCCAGCUUCACUGCAGUGUGCAGAAACCCUUCGUCAGAAUGGUUAUGAAGGGAGAAUUAUAAUGGUUACCAAAGAUGAGCAGCUUCCUCUGGAUAAGACCAAGCUUAGCAAGGCAAUGAACAUUGAAAUUGAAAAGGUGCUGCUACGACAGAAUGAUUUCCUUCAAGAACAUGGAAUUGAUGUGUGGACUAAAAAAGAAGUAAAAUCUGUUGACACAGAGGCUAAAACUCUGACUUUCAGUGAUGGCACUAACCAACACUAUGACCAGCUCCUGAUUUCUACAGGUGGCAGGGCCAGACCUCUGCAGUGCCCUGGUGCUGAACUUAAAAAUGUAAAAUUGCUGGAGAGCUAUAAGGAUGCCACAGAAAUUCAUCAAAUGAGUGCCGGCAACAAGGCCAUCAUUGUUGGAACUUCAUUCAUAGGAAUGGAAGUAGCAGCUUAUCUGUCUGACAAGGCAGACAGCGUCACUGUUAUUGGCAGCAGUAAGUUUCCUUUCCAGUCAUCACUGGGUCCAGAUAUCGGAAAAAUGACAAUGCAGAUGCUGGAAGAGAAAAACGUGAAGUUCUAUACAAGUAAUGGGGUGGCUGAAAUCCGGGGAGAAAACGGAAAGGUUAAGGAAGUCGUUCUGAAAAAUGGUGAAGUCCUGCCAGCGGAUAUUGUAAUUGUGGGCAUUGGUGUCAUUCCCAACUCUAAUUUCCUCAAGGAAACAUCUGUGGAAAUUGAUUCACGCAAUGCUGUUGUUGUUGACAAGUUCAUGAAAACCAACAUUCCUGAUAUCUUUGCUGCUGGAGAUGUGGUGUCUUUUCCACUUCCUUUGGUUGGCCAUAAGAGAGUCAAUAUUGGACACUGGCAGUUGGCACAAGCUCAUGGAAGAAUUGCAGGCUUAAGCAUGCUGAAUCAACAAGUUGUGAUAAAUACUGUGCCAUACUUCUGGACCAUGCUGUUGGGAAAAAGUAUCCGAUAUACAGGCUAUGGAGAAGGAUACACUGACAUUGUUUUCAAAGGAAGCACAGAGGAAAGAAAAUUCUUGGCAUUUUAUAUCAAAGAUGAAGAAGUUGUUGCAGCUGCCAGCUUGAACUUUGACCCUGCUGUCGCAAGGUUGGCAGAAAUGUUAUUAAUGGGGAAGAGGAUCACUAAGGCUCAGGCGCAAUCUGAUGACCUCAGCUGGUUGCAGCUCCCAUGAAAGUGCUUUGACAACACUUAACUCAAUGACUGUAUUGAUUACAGAUUGUCCAUAUGUCAUUAUAUUUGACUGACUGACCUAUAGCUUAUCUUCAUUAACAAAAACAGAUUGGUACUGUGGUUUCUCUUCAAUAUAAGCUUCUUCCACAUAAAUGUUGUUUUUUCCUGGAAGGUA
This is a messenger RNA of Cyprinus carpio (common carp), 2430 nucleotides long. It is a transcript of the gene aifm4, whose product is annotated as apoptosis inducing factor mitochondria associated 4. Gene Ontology annotation, molecular function: flavin adenine dinucleotide binding; oxidoreductase activity, acting on NAD(P)H; 2 iron, 2 sulfur cluster binding. The record is from RefSeq and is a predicted model, not a curated record. The transcript has 20 exons. The coding region runs from base 664 to 2256 and encodes 530 amino acids. Gene Ontology annotation, cellular component: cytoplasm. Lineage: Eukaryota; Metazoa; Chordata; Actinopteri; Cypriniformes; Cyprinidae.